Rhipicephalus microplus (southern cattle tick) is the source of this 804-nucleotide messenger RNA. RefSeq names its product ubiquitin-conjugating enzyme E2 Z. The record is from RefSeq and is a predicted model, not a curated record. NCBI's taxonomy places the organism in Eukaryota, Metazoa, Arthropoda, Arachnida, Ixodida, Ixodidae. Gene Ontology annotation, cellular component: nucleus. Gene Ontology annotation, biological process: negative regulation of apoptotic process. Gene Ontology annotation, molecular function: cysteine-type endopeptidase inhibitor activity.
AUGCAGGUGGGACACCAGUGGGACCCGAUGCUCUUCGUGAACGAGCAGCCGACGCCCUCGUGCCUGGCGAGGGUCAAACGGGACAUCGCGGACUUCAAGGCCGAUCCCAUGCCGGGCAUCUACAUCUCGCCCGAGGAGAGCGACCUCACCAGGGUUCACGCCCUCAUCGUGGGGCCCGAAGGAACCCCAUACGAAGGCGGCUUCUUCCACUUCUUCCUGAAGUUCCCCGCCAACUACCCUGUCAACUCACCCCGGGUGCGAAUCAUGACCACGGACGCCGGCAGGGUGCGCUUCAAUCCGAACCUCUACGCCAACGGAAAGGUGUGCCUCAGCAUACUCGGCACAUGGCAGGGCCCACCCUGGAGUCCCGUUCAUUGCAUCGGCAGCGUCCUGGUCUCGAUACAAUCGCUGCUCAACGAGAAUCCCUGGUACAACGAGCCGGGAACGCAACCCGGUACGAUGACGGAGUCGGCCAGGAGGUACAAGGACCGAGUGCAGCACGACACCGUCCGAGUGGCCAUCUGCGACGCGGUGGAAGGUUGCCUCCGGGACGAGCCUCCAAUGCCCCGCGACCUGGCCGAGGCCGUGCUGAAGACGUUCGCGGAGUCGUACGACAAGUACGACCAGCUGCUCCGCUCCCUCAUUGAGCAGACCAAGCAAAAGCCAGGCACGUCGUGGACCGAGUACCUCGAACAUCUAGUGCAACCUAAAUCACGUCCGAUCCAGUACGAAACACUGCUCGCACGGCUUCAAAACUUGUACAAGCGGGUGAAGGAGAGGGCUGAGGCCGGUGCUCAGGUCUAA